Molecule: messenger RNA, 10351 nt
Organism: Dermacentor silvarum
Lineage: Eukaryota; Metazoa; Arthropoda; Arachnida; Ixodida; Ixodidae
Product: ras-related protein Rab-37
Exons: 8
Coding region: 315-1088 (257 amino acids)
Cellular component (GO): endosome; Golgi apparatus
Molecular function (GO): GTP binding; GTPase activity
Source: RefSeq, a predicted model, not a curated record
AGCUGGCGGCGAGCAUCACGGUUUCUCUUUUUCGUUUAAUGACGCUAACGGCCCCAACGUGUCGCCGUGGUUGCCUAGCUCACUGAGCGUCUGCUCGUGGCAGCGUCGGCAACGGCGCGCUCCUCCCACGCAGACACAGACAACGCGCGGAAAUUAUGGCGUCUGCUACACUUCUGCUGGCCUCGCGCCGCUUUUUGUGAGAAAUUUAUCCUCGUGCAUCCGUGCUCGGAGCUGCGAACGGUGUGGUGUUUUGUCGGUCCAGUCGACGACUCGUAAGCGCCUGUCGUGGAGUUGUGUGCUCGACAAAGUCCGCGAUGUCGAAUCCCGCGUCGCCCGUGUCGCGGACGUCGACGGCGCCAAGCUCCGGUCGCGCGUCGCCGGCCCCGGCGCCCAUGCCCGCCUCCUGCCCCGUCGCCAACGGAAACGGGCCCGCUUUGCGCCGGGCCAUGCUUCGCCAUUCGUCCAUCAGCAGCGUGGAAUUCUACGACGUCGCGUUCAAGGUGAUGCUGGUGGGCGACUCUGGUGUGGGCAAGACGUGCCUGCUGAUCCGCUACAAGGACGGCUCGUUCCUCAGCGGAGCCUACAUCUCCACCGUCGGCAUGGACUUCAGGAACAAGGUUGUGACCGUAGAUGACUACAAGGUCAAGCUGCAGAUAUGGGACACGGCCGGCCAGGAGAGGUUCCGGAGCGUCACACACGCCUACUACAGGGACGCACACGCGCUCCUGCUUCUCUACGACGUCUCGAACAAGACCAGCUUCGAUAACACGAGGGCAUGGCUGGGCGAGAUCAACGAGUACGCGCAGGAUGACGUGGUCAUAAUGCUCAUCGGCAACAAGGCCGACAUCAUGCAGGACCGCCAGGUGCGCACCGAAGACGGAGAGAGGCUGUCCAGGGAGUACGGAGUGGCCUUCAUGGAAACCAGUGCCAAGACAGGCUGCAACGUGGAACUGGCCUUCAUGGCCGUGGCACGGGAGCUGAAGCAGCGGGCGUCCCGGUCGGUGCACGGCGCGUCGGGCCGCUUCAACAUGACCGAGUACAUUCGCCAGGAGAGCCAAGCGAAGCCCAACGGCUGCUGCAGUAGUUAGGGAUGGCGCGUCAAGCUCCGGCUGCCCUUCUAGCACCCCCAGCAAACUGCGCACGCCGCCCCGCCCCUCGACGACCACCUCGGCACAGAGUGCUCCUACACCGGCCGCCAGCAUCGACGCCGCUGGUAGCGCCGAUGCCGGUACUGGAACUGCUGGCUUCGGUGCUGUGGCUUCCGGGGCCGCCGGAAGCGCCAGCCAAGGUCCAGCACCAGCGACGCCGCUUCCCGCUCUGGCCUUGCCGGAACUACUGCCGCCGGAACCGCUCACUUGGCGCUAUACAUGGUUUGGGGUAUGGCAGUAGCCCGCGUUCCGAAUCGCAGUGAGACCAGCUCCGGAACUACCGCUGCUGCUUGCCCGGAAACCAUCCGCCUCACUUGGGACACCGGAAGUGCCACACGAUCACCGUGGACUGGACGGCUGGUUCAAGCACUGCCUUUAUUUCCGCGCCCGCCGGUCGCGCAGCCCUUGCGGCCCGAUCACCGCGCAGCCAGUCAGGGUGUCGUUUAUCAGCUGGGUUGGCAGCCUGCCAUGGGCCGUGCCUGUUCGGGAUGGAGAGCAGGUGACGGACCGCGGCAACAGAGUUCCUGCCGACGGAAGAGUUUGUCGUGCGUGGCCGCAGACGGGCAGCUCCUAGCCCAGGCUUUCGGGGUCGCCCACUGCACAUAUUUCGAACGCGGCCUAGCUGCGGCCUAGCACGGUCGGCUUCCCCGGAUUACGCUUCUUGUUCAGCAGCCGAGAUGCCAUGUGAGCCAAAGGGAAUUUUCCUCCCGUGGAGCCGCAUCCAAAUGUGGAUAGGCUAUACCUGUAGACCUUGGCGGUUCAAGGUAUUGCAUCGUGAUCGUUGGUGUAGGUGCCCCUUCCAUUGUUUAACUCAUUCGCACGAAUAAUAACUCUGAGGCAGCGAAUCGUCGACAUCUGACGUAGCGGUUAAAGACUCUGACUGGCUGCGCGGUGAUCACGUGGCCGAAAAAGUCAUGCGCGCAAGCUUCAACGUUCGCGCGCCUUUGUUUAAGGCCAAUGAGAACGAGAGACGCGCGCAGGGGCUUGCGCUCUUCCGUUAGUGUCACCCUUUGUUGACCUACCCUGUAAUAACCGCGCCCUGUAUAUGUGGCAGCAGGAGCAGAUGUGGACUGAAGCUUGGACUCUGUUGGACUGUGUGCACGUGCGUGUGUGUGUGUCUGUCUAUGUAUGCGAAAGCCCGAUCCAGUGGCUUUUAUUCUCGACUACAGUUGUCGAAACGGCAGCGGUCGACAACUGCGCCGACGAAGAAGCUCCUCCGAAGCGCAUUGUGUUGUGUAUAUGUUAGGUAUUUUGCUGCAAACGAAAUCUUAUGAGUUGCCGUAAACAGGAAGGUAAAGGACAAUUAAGCCGUCUUCUCUGUCUUAUUGGUUGAAAUAAGAACGUGGCCUACUCUCAGACUGGUCCGCCAUAUGCUGCUUCAGGGCAGUAUUUUUCAGUAUCUGCAUUAAAAGUUUUACCAGAGUAUCAAGAAAGUAUUAAUGAACUCUGGUAUUACGUUCAGAAGUUUAGCGGCUAGUGUUAUAUAUGUCGCAAAUUAAUCACGUUGUUCAUAUCUUUGGCUUUCCGCAGAGACGAGAUUGUUCCACGUGAUUCUCGAAGCUCGCGCGGUUCAUGAUUGCAGUGAAGCCACAGCCGCUGAUUGUUGUAAACAAAACGUGGGUAACAAAAAUUAACUAAUGUAUGAAACUUCGACACAAGAGAACCACAGUUUCUAGUCCUUAUGUUCAUGAGCGGCGGUCACUUCGCGUCUGACGAAUGGCGGGUCUCGGACGACAACAGCGUGACCUCUCACGCCGAGCUGGCCUUCAUAAUUUUGACGAAGCCUGCACUUACAUCGUAAACGACCGGCGUAGCAGACUGCGAGAUCUAAAGCUGACAUCGGUUCAUCAAGGCCCUGAUCGAUUAUGAAACAUUGGGCAGUCAGUAUUAACGUUAUCGUGCCGUUUAGGCAAUUACACUGUGCUGUUCAGUUCGUCUUCCAUGUACAAUGUCAACACGAAAAUGAACCGUGAAGACAUGCCGCACAAUUGCGUUCUGUUUUUCAGCUGUGUCGCGCCUUCAGCCGAACGGCUCUGCCAGUUCUGGCUCUUGUUGCACUCUGUUUACUACGUCACCAGGCGGUAAUGUGGUGUGCAAACUUAGCUUACUCAUCGUGUUAAGAAUUCCACUCGGCAUUUUAUAGCAGGGAUUAUGAUGCCUGUUAUUUUUCCAGGUCUGGCAAAGUCAGCACCUUUUUGUUAUCCUCUUCCCAUGUUGGUUUUGACGUGCAAACGGUGCUGCAAUUUUCCAGCGUUGAGAAAGAAAAAAAAAAAAGAUGGCCUUUGCGACUGUAUACAGUUAGAGGGAGUCUUCGCGUACAGUAUUAAGUCGAGUCAUGGUUGUGCUGUAAACGUUAUGCACAGCGUAUCUCUGUCCUUGAAACCUCAGUCGUGGUUGCAUUGUCUUCAGCUGCGUGGUUGAAUAACCACCGCUCUAGACAUUUCACUGAAACAUGGCUGCGGUGACGAGGCAGUGUAUUCAGCAGCAUGUCUUCUUCCCGAAAUUCUCUGCGGCUUGAUUUCAUAGCGAUUCUGCGCCAUGAUUGAUGUCGGGACAAACAGGGUGGUUCGGGCGGACUGCACACCCCGGCUUCUGUUUCCUCUUAUUCACAGUAUAGAGGUGGCUGCUGUACCGCACCAAGCUCCACGGGGAGGUCACUGAACUGCACGAUCAUAGUACUUUGCUUUCGUUAUAUUGAGACUGCAGAGAGGAGUGCUCCGCGAUGUUAGUUUGAACUAUGAGUGUUCAAUAGUGCAUACAUAACGGUGCUCGGACUGAUCUCGUCGUGCUCACCUUAUUCCCGCUGUAUUACGCUUUCAUUUCAACGAAGUCCUUGAAUGCACGGUCCUGCACCUGUCGGCGGAACCCGCUUGCUACCGACCAAUCGUGAUGAACCAACGCAAGUUAUGGUAGCGAUGUCUUCAACUGGUUGCAUCACUGUAAGAUCGUUUCGCGCCACGCUGAUGCCUCUGUGCUGUUCUUGAAAUACCGUUUUCCAAAUGUGUAUGGAACUAGAAAAACACCGAGUAUUGGAUGCCAUUGUACUCGAUAGCGUGUUAUCGCUUACGCACGAAAUGCGCGUUUUACAUGCUGACAGAUCGUACCACUUUCGGUGGAACCAGAGGCGGCAGUGUAGGAUAACAGCGACCACGAGAAUUUCAUAGUGGAGGUGAUAUGUGCGCAGGCCUUAAUUCCACGGCGCUGCCGAGUCGAGUAGACAUAAUUUUAUAACAUAUCUGCAUACCUCUCGGGCGCACUCAGUUCCGAGAUUCGAACAAUCAUGCGUGAGAAAAAUGCACAGGCUCUAUCGCUCCCCGUUAUUAUUGUGCUUCUUUCGAGUUUUUCUGGCAAAAACAAUACACCCGUACGUCGCCACGGUAGAUUCUUUUUUUAUGUAUAAAAAUGUUCACUUUUCGUGCAUCGCGCGCGGUCCCAUAGCUGUCACUUGCAUUCACCCCCGUCCCCAUCGACAUGACGUUUGUGUCGUCUUUCUGCACCGUGAAAAAUUCAUAAAUGCACCGCUAGUCUAUACAUAGAAGACCACCGAGUGUACGAUGUCGUUGUGGUGCAUUUUUCGUGUCCGAGUGUUGUUUUCUUUGUUGUAACUGUGGAUGUAUAGGCCAGAGUGUACCGUCGUCACAUUUGAUCGGCCGGUGUGGCGCCUUGUGUUGCAAGCGUGGCACAGCGACGUUCUCUUGGCUGCUGUGUGCGACAUGUCGCAGUCCGCGGUAAUCGGCCGUGGAAUUCGAGCGCUGCACAAUGCUUACAAAAGGCCGUCUCAAUGGCCUAACUGUCUGGGCGGACUACGUCGGACCUAUCAUGGUGCGAACGAAUGAAUAAAGCUCCGCCCUCGGCUGCCUCCGAACAUAGCCUCCGAGAUUGCUGCGCGCCGGCGGCGCGCGCAUGUCUUGGAGGCUAUGGCCCGAUACCGUUGGAUUGCGGCUCUUGUGACAGAUCGCGCCACCUGGGUUUUCAAGCAUAGCGACGCAUUUACGCGCGUUUACAGUGCUUCGGUCUGUAUGUUUAACGCUAUCUACAAGUUCGGGAGUUGUGCGCGCAGGACGCGAUGAUUCCUUUAUCAAGUGUGGAUCCGAGACUGCAAGGCCAGCCGAAGCCUACGCACAUCAAGCCCAAGCACGACAGUGCAGCAUUGAGGGGAACCGCUCACUUGGGUUCCGACAUCGAGUGCAAUCUUCAAAGUGUUAUUUACAACUUUUUUUUUUCCAGAACGUAUUGCGUUUUUGAGACUGUGCAGGCUGGAACGUUUCUGAAGUGUGAGCAAACCGCGUUUGGCUGCUGCGCCCUGCGGUGUUCUGGAUCCGAGGGUCCCACUCAGUGUUGAGAUAAUACUAAACUAGAGCUCCAAGUCGGGCUAGUUGGUUGACAUGCAUGGUAUAAUUUUUUUUUAACUGCGCUAACUCACACUGACAAGGACGAGGCAAAAACUGCGCACGUCUUGUCUGCCUCGUCCUUGUCAGUGUGAGUUAGCGCAGUUAAAAAAAAUUAUACCAUAAUACUAAACAAUCGCUGUGGCGCCUGUCCGCUGGAAGCCUUGUCUGAAUUCAUGCGAACACGUAACCAUACAUUGCAUUUACGUGGUAGAUCUGGAAGCUACAUAUAACUCGCAAGUCUACGAAAAGCUGCUGUUGUGCUGGUUGCCGCUUAUUGGAAAAAUCAGCAGCAGCCGCGCAGAAUGCAAGCAGGCUGGCAGAGAGCCGCAGUUUGGGCCGGCGUAAUGUAAAGAUUCGAUUCAAAUGCUAUCUCGUUUCUCACCGCUACUAUAUCACUACUAUAUCAGUUAUCACCGGGAUCGGCCGGCCAUAAACGGCGGAUGAUUAUAAAAAGCAAUAGAAUCGCACACAAGGAUUUAAAACAAAUUACGGGUUUUACGUGCCAAAACCACGAUCUGAUUAUGGGAGGCACGCCGUAGUGGGGGACUCCGGAAAAUUUCGACUACCUGGGGUUUUUUUAACGUGCACCUAAAUCUAAGUACACGGGGGUUUUCGCAUUUCGCCCCCAUCGAAAUGCGGCCCUCGUGGCCGGGAUUCGAUACCGCGACCUCGUGCUUAGCAGCCCAACACCAUAGCCACUGAGCAACCACGGCGGGUUGCAGAAAGGAAUUCCUUACAUUAUGCCAGCCUUUUAUCCCUCGAGCCUGUCUUCUCUCGGACAUCUGAAAUUCUAACCGCCUGAAGUUUCUUUCUCCUUUCAAGCGCGCUCAAUGUUUUUUUUUUUCUUCUUUCUUUUUUUCCCCUUAAAGCUUGGAUGGCACUGAUACUGCGUUCAUAUACGUAGGUAUGCAUAUAAACUUGCUUGAAGAACAAUGAUGUCCUUUGUGUGAAACCAGACGAAAAUAAUUCCGCGUUACAUGACAUAGGAGAAUUUUGCCCCCUGAGCACUUUUAUGCACAAAAUUUGUAUUUCGAGAUGUUCGGGACAGUUGCUUCGCGUGUUCAGUAUAGCGGCAUCAUCCAUAAUUGCGCUAUCGAUAGGAUGUGUGUUUAUGUGGCUGAAGCUUGGUCGUACAACAAAUGACUCGGACAUUCACGAGGAGAAGUUGUUCGUAUUAUUUAUCGGCUGCUGUCAGGUGCUGCAGCUGGAAACAUUUGAAAAAAAAAAAGUUACCUACGGAAGCGAGAAUAAUCAGUCUAUCCUCAGGAGCCAGAUUGCGUUUGCCAUAGCUAGCACGUGGCACCGGCCGUCGCAUUUGCUGCGAGCAUCUGAUGAGUUGAAAGGGAAAGUUGGCCUCGUUAAACUUGCCGGUUUCCGUGGAACUCGAGGGAUUACUCGUUUACUGAGCCAACAAGUUACAAGCGAUCCUGUCACACGAUCUGAAAAGUCUCAAUCAUGCAAUUGUAAGCGGCGUUGUGCGAAACGUUGAGAGCGGACCGACUACAGUAUUUAGUCAAAAAGUACGCAUUGCAUUGAAUCGCGUGGCCUGGUGUGUCAGAGCCAUUGACUGAUGGACGUCCAGCAGCGACGUGUUCUUGCUUGCAAUGGGUCGAACUUUGACGCGUCAACUUCGGAAAUACUUCCGAAGGCAAGUUACGGAGAAACGCGCCCCGAACGAUGUGUUCAACGUUUUCUGUGUGUUUGACAAUGUACAUAGCAUAUUUGUUGUUUGAACUGUUAUUAUAUGUUGACAUUCCUCAACCAACAGGGUGUAUCCUAUGGUGUUUCUCAAGACAGUUGUCCUUCACGGCAUUUGUAAUGUCAUUUAUGCCGUAUAAGUGACAAGGGAAAGAACAUCGGUGCCCGCCUAGCACUGGAACUGUAGGCGUUGUGCGUCGCAAAAUAAUUUGGCUGAGCCAAGCGGCGUUCGCUCUUUGUAGAUGUGAGGGCCUCGCUGCAGGUUUUUUCGAAGGCUCUGACGGCACACACACCCGUUUUCCGUGCCCUUGAAUGCGAGGUGUUGGGGCGAGCGCUUCUUCGAAAGGACGUACACCCAGUAUCCAACCACAGUCAUUUAGACCGCGAACGCGCGGUUAUAAAUAAAAGCUCGUAACGAACGGUUCCAAGUUCAUUAAAUUCACACGAGCAGGUGUUACUUCGGUGGUUUGGUGGUUAUGCAUUCCACAAAUAUCGCACCGAUAUGGUACUCAUUUGUGACUAAAGACGUGCAACCAUGUAUAGGUUAAUUUAUUUUGCGUGUGCGUGAUUAGAGUAAGAGGAGCGCGACUUAUAGCCUAAUAAUAAGGAAUUGAUGACAAUGUGUCGGCAGCAGAUAUGGCUGAAACAGCUGUUUCUCUUCACGAUUUUUUUCAGCAAGCAUAACCUGCACUGUUAUUUCGUUCUUUUUUGGUUGCCCACCACGAUCUCUUGUUUGUUCUAUUCCGGUAGACGUUGGUGCUUUUGGAGCAAGCGAGAACGCACUGGAAAUGUGGGAGCGUGUUGCGGUCCAAUCGCAGACAUGGUUGUGCCUGUUGGGAUGUGCUGUAGCCUCAAUGCGAAAUGUUUUGACAAAGUGCAGCAGCUUGACGUAUACAGCUGCCUUACGCCGUUGAGACUUUGUUGGAAAUGACUAUAAGGUGCCAUGCAUUUCAAGUUUCGUCGGCCGCUGAGCGGCGUGUUGGAGCGCCCUACCGUAGGGUGCCUCGGUGUCCUGGCGAGGAGGACAUGGAGGCACCCUACCUUACCACCGUGGCGUUGUGGAAAUGCUUACUCUUUGAGCCGCGAGGGUUCUGGUUCGCGGCGUUAUACUGCCUCUGGUGGGAUCACUGUCUGCGAGUAUGUAUCCUUCUGCUUCGAAGAAAAGGGCACCGCGGUGAUGAGCAAUGGCGUUUGGCUUUUUUUUUUGUUGUUGUUUAACUGGGGCAUGUACCUUCGAACGUGCACGUCAGCAUGGCCGUGGCCGCAGGUGCGGGGGGGGGGGGGGGGGGGGGGGCAUGCUUUGGACAUAUCCUGAAGUGGACUCACUGGCUGUCUGGUCUUGAACGGCCAAGUCUAUAGGUAUAGGUGGGCUGAGUUGGUUGUCACUCAUUUCCCAUGCAGCGCAACCGAAACGAAUUAGCUUAUAUACACGAUAAGGACAAUUGUCUGUCUUGUGUACUUCCUAUAAUUGAUUGAUUUUAUUAGUUCAAUGGCCAGACACGGCCAAAUAGCGCGAGACGCGUGGUAAUGAUGAUUUGUCAAUUUGAUGAUUGUGUGGAUGCGCCAGUUGAUGAGUGACGCUUCUGCGCGAGUUCGUGACAAGUCGUGUUUUGUUUGACAGUAGUGCUUUUCUUUCGAGGCACGUUUGGUAAGUUGCAUUCAUUAUUAUUCAUUUCUCUGAGGAUACUUUGGAACAACUUUGAGUUUUAGAAACGUUCUGUUAGGCAGAGGGCAGUGUUGGUCUCUUCUGAUCGUGGUAGAGGCAGAUAACUUUUCGAAUUAAUUUGAUGUUUGCUUUCAGGAAAACGUGACAGCUGAGCGCUGGAGAAAAGAUAGCGUCAGUGGUUUUUUUUUUUUUUUCGCAGAAAUAUGUAGAUAGUUCGCGUGAGUUUCCGUUAAACUAAGUCUUUCUUUUCGGAUUUCGCGAGUUCUGAAUAUAACGCUAUAUCAGGUUAGAUACUGGUUAUUCUGCAGUCUACUUCAGCUGAUUUUAGAAAUCGCCGGAUGGCUGUUCCUGCACUCACGUAGAGAGUACCGCACCUUAGAAACGGGCUGCGCGGAUCGCUUUUAGUAAUGGUAUACUCUACAGAUUUCCUUUCUCUUCGACGUAUUAUGUAAGGAUAUGUCUAAGGCUAUGCAUAGACGUGUAUAAAGAAAGCCUGAAAAACGCCGCCUGCAAAAGUGGCUGAAAUAUAAGUUCAAUAAGAGUAUAUGGCCGUGGAUGCGGUGACGUAUGUUAUGGCCAUAAAACGUUCUGCGGAGUCACGGCAUAUUGAAAAGCUAAAACUUGCAGCGUUUAUAUUUCUCUUUGGAAAGCAAUACUGCUUCUUUGAUACACUUGAGCGCGAUGGUCUGCAGGCUCGUGCACCAAGAGACCCUCUGCGCAUGUGCAGACCUAACCUAAUCUAAAACUCUCUAUUGUCGCAGCGGUAGCCUCCGACGGGAGGUUGUGCUACGAAUCACGCAGCGUGCCAACAGCGUUUAAAAAAUUGCACGACCAACUUGUCGCCAAGCAUAUCGCUUCUGAGCUAGGGAACAAUGCAGGGUGAAGUGAAGCGCAACUUACGUUGUGACUGCGCUGAAAGCAAGUUGAUUCUAACCAGAGCCCGUUUCGGAAACGAUGCCCCCUUCACCGGCGCCGAGGCCUCGCGUGUCUGUAGGGAGGACGCUGCUUGUGGAGGACUGAACCAUGUCGCGUACUCGGCGGGGGUCAGUGACGUGUGUUUGUUGUGUAGCAUAAUAAGUGUCUCAUUAAUUUUCCUUGCCACUUGCUUCUUUUUUCUUCUGUUUUUAAAGGGACACUAACGAGAGAUACUAAAUCUGUUUCUACCGAUAAAGUGUUAUUUUAAAAGUAUAUUUUUGUUAUAAUUCGCUAUAAUUGGUUAAUGAUUAGGCUAUAAAAUGAAGGUCAAAGUUCAAUUUUUCUAAGUUUAGCGUCGAAACACCACGGUCACUACGUCUGUGUUGCAUCAUGGAUUUCAAAGUUUUUUGUUUGUAUGCGUACUGCGUGCGUGCGUGCGUGCGUGCGUGCGUGCGUGCGUGCGUGCGUGCGUGCGUGCGUGUGUGUGUGUGUGUGUGUGUGUGUGUGUGUGUGUGUGUGUGUGUGUGUGUGUG